AUGAGCUCCAAUUCCUUUGCGAGAGCAGCUGGCGCGAAGUUGCCAGCCACCACAUUGUCGUCCGGAUACAAAGAAAAAAAGAGAGACGGAAUAUAUCAGGGGUUAAUUUCUCUUGGCUACACAUCUCUUUGUUAUAGACACGGUCAGUUGUCGCUUUGUAAGAACGGGUCAAACUCCGCCUGGGACCACAAUUUGAGACUCAUCGUGUCUUUUCUCCCACUGACUCGCCUGAAUCGGGCAUCCCUCUCUCUCUUAAGCGUCCGAAAUCUAUUCACUGGGCCUGCCCCAUUGAUCAAUAUGUCACCCUCGGCGCAGAACAGUCAUUUUAAACUGCUCCAGCAGUUCAAGCCUGAUUACUCGCCGAGCGAGUUCACUCAGUAUGAAUCUCAGCGCACCGGCAUGAGAGUGGUCGUCAUCGACCAGCCGGGCCCCAAGGUCAAUGGCUAUUUUGUGCUUGCUACUGAGAUCCAUGAUGAUUCGGGAGCUCCCCACACUUUGGAGCACUUGUGUUUCAUGGGAUCCCGCAAUUAUCGCUACAAGGGUUUCUUGGAUAAGCUGGCUACCCGCGUGUACUCCAGCACCAAUGCAUGGACCGCAACUGAUCAUACUGCCUAUACACUCGAUACCGCAGGCUGGGAAGGCUUUGCGCGAAUCCUGCCCGUCUAUCUGGAGCAUGUCAUUGCUCCUACUCUGACAGACGAAGGCUGUUAUACCGAAGUGCACCACGUCGAUGGAUCUGGAAACGAUGCCGGUGUUGUGUACUCGGAGAUGCAGGGUGUUCAGAACGAUGCGGCAGAGCUGAUGGAUCUGGCAGCCCGAAGAUUGACCUACCCACCUGGUGUAGGCUUCCGCUAUGAGACUGGUGGUAUGAUGGAACAGCUCCGUGUCUUGUCUGCGGAGCGGAUCCGUGAAUUCCACCGUGAGAUGUACCAGCCCAAGAACUUGUGCCUGAUCAUCACCGGAGAGGUCGACCAGGCCAACAUGUUGGAUAUUUUGGAUAAGUUUGAAGAAACCAUUCUGGAUGUCAUCCCCAGCCCAGAGGCUCCGUUCAAGAGGCCUUGGGUGGACUCGAAGCAGGCUCCUCCUUUGGAGAAGUCAAUCAUUCAGAAGGUCGAGUUCCCCGAGGAGGACGAAUCGUUUGGUGAAAUAGAGAUCCGCUUCAUCGGACCUGAUUGCACUGACCCCGUUCAAUCCGGUGCUCUUAACGUGUCUCUUCUCUACUUGGCGGGCUCAUCUGCAGCUUUGUUGGAGAACAUUAUUGUUGAGAAGGAGCAGCUCGCCAGUGCCGUCUACUAUGCUACCGAGGACCACCCUAGCAUGGAGAUCCGCUUCACAUUGACCAGUGUCGAGACUGAAAGCUUGGAGAAGGUUGAGAAGAGAUUCUUCGAAAUUCUCAAGGAUGCCAUGGACAAGGAGUUGGAUAUGAAAUACUUGAAGGAGUGUAUCGAUCGUCAGCGUCGAACCUGGAAGUUCUCAACUGAAUCCUCGGCCUCUUCGUUCGCGGAGUACGUCAUUUCUGACUUCUUGUUUGGCAAACGCGAUGGUUCUACUAUGAUGGAUGUUGCGACUCUGAAGGAGUAUGAAGUCCUGGAGAACUGGACCGAAGACCAAUGGCGAGCCUUCAUCAAGAAGUACAUCUCCGAUGCGGCUCACGUCACCAUCCUGGGUGUUCCAUCCCAAAAGAUGUCUGAGACAUUGAAGAAGGUCGAGGAGGAUCGCGCCACUGCCCAGAAGGAGCGACUUGGCGAGAAGGGAUUGAAGGAGCUUGCCGACAAGCUUGAGAAGGCCAAGGCUGAAAACGACAAGCCCAUUCCACAGGAGUUGCUUGAGGAGUUUGCCAUUCCUGGAACCGAGUCAAUCCACUUCAUGGAGACCACCACGGCUCGUUCCGGGGCUGCUUUGAAGGCUGGACGUCCCGACAACAAAAUCCAGAAGGUCAUUGAUGCUGACAAGUCUGACUCGUCUCUCUUCAUCCACUUCGAGCACAUUCCCAGUAGCUUUGUACAGCUUGCGGUGCUGAUCUCAGCUGAUUCUGUGCCUGUUCAGCUGCGUCCUUUGCUAUCCAUCUACACUGAAGCGUUCUUCAACAUCCCUGUUCAGCGUGAUGGCCAGACCAUUGACUUUGAGCAAGUCGUUGUGCAGCUGGAGCGAGACACAGUUGGUUACUCUAUGGAGACCGCCCGUAGCCUCGGAAACUCCGAGAUGCUCCGCGUCUCCUUCCAGGUCGAGCUGGAGAAGUAUGAAAACGCCAUCGCCUGGCUGAAAGAGCUGUCCUGGAACUCCAUCUUCGAUGUUGAAAGACUCCGAGCCAUUAACACCCGUCUUUUGGCUGAUGUGCCCGACUCCAAGCGUAGCGGUGAUGACAUGCUCGCCGCAGCCCAUGUGAUGGUUCACUAUGCCAACGAAUCCAUUGUCCGAGCUCGUUCCACUCUAGUGAAGGCUCGCUACCUUAAGCGUGUCAAGCGUCUGCUCGCUGACAAGCCCGAGGAAAUCGUGAGCCGCAUGGAGGAAAUCCGCCGCUCGCUGUUCCAGCCCGACAACGUCCGCGUCAUCGUCAUCGCUGACCUUGAGAAGCUGAAGAACCCCGUUUCGGCUUGGAAGCCCUUCGCCGAUUCUCUCGGCGCCAGUGCCGAUCCCCGCCCCAUCACCAACCGACGGGCUCGUCUCAGUGAUGCUGGCAAGAACGUCGGCGGCAAGUCAUACAUCGUCCCCAUGCCGACGGUUGACUCGUCUUUCGCCUACGCUACCGGUCGUGGUCUGGACUCCUACGAUCACCCCAGUCUGCCUGCCCUGCUGGUCGCAAUCUCCUACAUGAAUGCCGUCGAGGGUCCCCUCUGGGUUGCUGUUCGUGGAACCGGUCUGGCGUAUGGCACCAACUUCAGCUACAACAUUGAUACUGGCUUUGUCAACUUCGAUGUGUAUCGUUCGCCAAACGCACACAAGGCUUUCGAGUCUAGCAAGCAGAUUGUCGAGGAUCAUCUCUCUGGAGCCUCGCCUUUCGACCCACUGAUGCUGGAGGGCGCUAUUAGCAGCAUUGUGGUCAACUUUGCAAACGAGCAAAUGACUGCCGCUAGUGCUGCGCAAGGCAGUUUUAUUCGCCAGGUUGUGCGCAACUUGCCCAGUGAUUACAAGGAGGCGAUGCUCAAGAAUGUGCGCGCUAUCACUGUUGACCAAAUCAAGGGUGCUUUGCGUGAUAUUAUCCUGCCCAUGUUCGAUCCCAAGAAGGCCAACCUGGUCGUCACCUGCGCAACUGUGCUGGAAGAGGCUAUUAAGCAGGGCUUCGAGGCUUCUGGCUUCACCCCUACAGUUCAGCCUCUCAAGGAAUUUGAAGAUGACUACGGUCUAAAGCUUGACGACCAGGAUGACGAUGAUGAGGAUUCGGAUGAUGAAGAUGAUGAGUCUGGCUCCGAAGACGAUGACGAAGACGAGGAUGACUCGGAAGAAGAUGACGAUUGA
Messenger RNA from Penicillium salamii, 3456 nucleotides. The record is from the annotation of a GenBank genome assembly. NCBI's taxonomy places the organism in Eukaryota, Fungi, Ascomycota, Eurotiomycetes, Eurotiales, Aspergillaceae.